AUGAUUGACAAUGCUUAUGGGAUACUGAGGAAGUAGGUUGGUUCAGUUUGUCAAAAUAAUUUUCAGAUACCGUAAGUCUGAUGACCCCGAACUUCUUUGGAGGUUGGCCAGGGUUAUAUGUGAACAAGGAAAGGCAUGUGCCAAUAAAGAAGAGAAGCUGAGGUUAUUCCAAGAAGCCCUCGAAUAUGCAUCCAAGGCUUUGGCCAGCUCUGAUGCAGGCGGAUGUUUUGGCGCAAAUAAAUGGUAACGAAAUAAAAGGGUUAAAGUAUCUCGACUGCAGGUACGCAAUAAUCCUCAAUUAUGUGGCGGAAUUAGAGGGAACGAAGGCACAGAUCAAGUCAAGUUUAGACGUCAAAAGGCACCUGGAAAGGGCGUUGGAACUGAAUCCAAUGGAUGCGACCACUUGGAUGAUUUUAGGUAAUAUAAUGCAUGAGAUUUUUACAUCAGUUUCAGGGAUAUGGCACUAUUCCUUUGCCAAUUUGGGCUAUGCCAGUCGUUUGGCGGCCAAGGCUAUUUAUGGAUCUCCACCAUCAUCCACAUACGAAGAGGCCCUUAGGCAUUUUGAAAGGUAAACUUAGUGCCGGGAUACGACUUUUGUGUUUAUAGAGCCGAACUUAUUCAACCUGGCUUCUCUUCCUCCAACAACUUCCAUCUUGGGUUAUGCUAUGAACACUUAGGGCGGAAGGAUGAUGCCAUUCGUGAAUACAGGAAGACAUUCCUUGCCCCUUGUGUCAGUGUUGAUGACAAUGAGUAUCACAAAAAAGUGAGAUCGUCUCCUUCUGUUAAUAUAUGGUUUUUUUCAGGCCUUUGACAGGCUGAAGAAACUUGGAGUUGAUCCCAAUAAGCUCUCAGCUUGA
Messenger RNA from Bursaphelenchus xylophilus (pine wood nematode), 857 nucleotides. NCBI's taxonomy places the organism in Eukaryota, Metazoa, Nematoda, Chromadorea, Rhabditida, Aphelenchoididae. The record is from the annotation of a GenBank genome assembly.